This is a messenger RNA of Ahaetulla prasina, 1704 nucleotides long. RefSeq names its product tetraspanin 10 (gene TSPAN10). Lineage: Eukaryota; Metazoa; Chordata; Lepidosauria; Squamata; Colubridae. The coding region runs from base 33 to 1136 and encodes 367 amino acids. The transcript has 3 exons. Gene Ontology annotation, cellular component: membrane. The record is from RefSeq and is a predicted model, not a curated record.
GUGGUAGGUGUACUCCAAAAUUCUCCUCAUGCAUGAAUGUUGGACUGUUAUCUGGCUAUUCCAAAGAGCUGCGGAAUCAUUUCAAAUCCAUUUCAUGCUGUACAUUAAAUAUGAAGAAAUCGAUUACAAUUGUGAAUUCUUUCUUGAAGUAUCUUCCCUUUCCCAGCACCAAGAUGGGAGAAGAUGAAAUAAAAGCUUUGCUAUCAAAGAAUGAUCACAAGUAUUAUUCAUAUAAUGCACAAGGCACACCUCUGAGCCCUGAUGGACAAGAAAGUGGUCGUUCUUGGAACCAAGCAAGACAACGGCACCUCCUUCAUCAAUCUUCCCAUCUUCCUCUGGAUUCAUUUAGCCACUGUGCUAAAUGCUUGACCUUUAUUUCGAACACAAUUUUCUCCAUUAUAGGAUUAUUCAUUUUGGCCAUAGGAAUUUGGGGGCUCUCAGAGAAGGAAUCCCUGGAAAGUGAACGAAUAACAUAUUUGGGAAGUGACCCCAUGCUUUUUUUUGUAUUAGUGGGACUAGUAGCUACAUCUAUAUCCCUUUUGGGCUGUACAGGAGCCCUUUUUGAAAGCAUCUUUCUUCUAAAGCUUUUUACUGGAGGAAUAAUACUGUUUUUGGUUUUGGAAGUUUUGAGUGGAAUUGUUGUCUUUUCUCUGAGACAACACAUCAAGGCUUCCUUGCAAAAUUUUCUUAUGGUGGCAAUGCUACAGUACCAGGAUGACCUAGAUCUCCAGUUCCUUAUGGAUGAAAUUCAGUCAGGUCUCCAAUGCUGUGGAGUAAAGUCUUAUCUGGAUUGGAAAGCAAAUUUGUAUUUUAACUGCACUUCUCCAGGUGUUCAAGCCUGUGGCGUUCCUGCAUCGUGUUGUCUGAAUCCACUGGAAAAUGGUACCAUCCUGAAUUCUCAGUGUGGCUUUGGCACCCUGGGCAUGGAGGAGUUUGCAGUUCAAAGCACCAUCUAUCUUGGAGGCUGUGUUCCCCAGUUAAACAGGUGGCUCAAUAGUCACGCAGGAGCAAUAGGCUUUUUUGCUGUAGUUUUGGUUGUGAUCGAAAUAGGUAGCCUGUUUCUGGCCAUGAGGCUCCUCGUAGGCAUUGCUUCUGCUCGGACUCAGCAUUAUAGUGGGAAGGAGGGCAUGCAUUAGUUCUCCUAUUGGGAGAAAUGAAUGUAUUCAUAAUCUUUUGAGGAAUAUCAAUGUAAAGUAUUAUGUAAUACAAUUUGUACUAGUUAAUUUACUGAGGAUAAAAUGGACGGGGGUGGGUGGGAAAGCUGCUUUUCAUGUGUAUUUAUCUUGCUCAUUCUCCUAGUUCCCUUUGUUUUCUGAUAAUUCCUGCCACCUCUUCACUCUGUACAUACAAACAUGGUCAGGAGAAAGAGGAAUAAUGUAGCAGAUGACCUUUACACUCAUGUUACUCCCCUAUAAAUCUAGUAACUAAUUAGUCAUAGUCAUUUCUCAAAGUCAUUCAUUUCUGAUUUUGAUAUUGAACUACUUCCAAUCCAGGUACAGGUUUCCAAAACAAGAAGAAGCAAAAAUAGGAACACUUUGUCCCUUCUGAUUCUUUCUCACAUUUUUCUGAAGUGAAAGUACAGCAAUUCAGAGUUGUAUAUUGUAGCAGAUCUCCACUCAGGAGAUAUAGAGGUACCAAAUGCAAAAGGCACAAAUGCCAGUACUUUGCCAUAUCUCCCUUACAGAAUACAGAAUAAUAGAGUAU